This is a messenger RNA of Fusarium coffeatum, 1512 nucleotides long. RefSeq lists its product as uncharacterized. Gene Ontology annotation, biological process: transmembrane transport. The transcript is spliced from 6 exons. The record is from RefSeq and is a predicted model, not a curated record. Bases 1 to 1512 code for a protein of 503 amino acids. Lineage: Eukaryota; Fungi; Ascomycota; Sordariomycetes; Hypocreales; Nectriaceae. Gene Ontology annotation, molecular function: transmembrane transporter activity. Gene Ontology annotation, cellular component: membrane.
AUGUUCAACUGGAAUAAGUUCAUGUCUCCGAAACCGUCUCUAGACGUCCCCGCUCUAGAGACGGUUGAUCUGAACGAUAAAGAAAUGGAAAAGAGAAUCGUUCGAAAGCAAGAUCUUAGAAUCAUGCCAUGGGUCUGUAUAACCUACCUCCUCAACUACCUCGACAGAGUCAACCUGGGUAAUGCCCGCACAUUGAACAACGACACACCAGAACACAACAUCGUCACCCAACUCAACCUCACAGGCCAACGAUACAACAUCGCAGUAGCCCUAUUCUUCGUGCCAUACGUCCUAAUGGAAUUCCCGAGUAACAUUCUUCUCAAGUACUUUUCGCCUAGUAAAUGGAUUGCUAGGAUUAUGGUUUCUUGGGGAAUUGUUACUAUUUGUACGGCUGCUGUUUCGACUUAUGCGGGGUUGUUGAUUGUGAGGAUUUUCUUGGGUCUCGCUGAGGCUGGUUUCUUUCCCGGUAUCAUGAUGUACCUCUGCUUUUGGUAUAAACCUGAAGAGAGAGCUACGAGGAUGGCUAUCUUUGCUUCUAGUGUUGCUGUUGCGGGUGCCUUUGGUGGCAUUCUAGCCACAGGUAUUUCUUAUCUCAACGGAAAAGCUGGUCUAUCCGGAUGGCAAUGGCUCUUUGUACUCGAGGGUAUUCCCGCUGUCAUCGUAGGAAUGUGUGUCUGGUUCUUCCUCCCCGACUACCCCCAAACCGUCUCCUGGCUCUCCCCCGAAGAACGUGCCUUUGCCGUCAAACGUCUCGGCCCCUACGCACCCUCCAUGAACGACAAACACUGGGACAGCAAAGUCGCCAAAGAAACCGUCUCCGACUACUUCUUCUGGCUCUUCGCUAUCGCCUACUUUUUCAUGGCCAACUCACUCAACGCCUUUGGAUAUUUCGCGCCUACUAUCGUUGCAUCGCUUGGUUUUGAGGGUGCUCAUGCGCAGUUGAUGACUGUUCCUCCUAAUGUCUUUGCUGUUUUCAUCAUUGUGGGUAACUGCUUGCAUAGUGAUAAGACCAAGGAACGUUCGAAGCAUGUUCUUGGAGGAUUGACUUUUGUUGGUAUUGGAUAUUUGCUUCUUGCGCUGGUUAGACAUUGGGGUGUGAGGUAUUUCGCCGUUUGUCUUAUCGCUUGUACCAACGCUGCUGUCCUGCCUUUCGUUGCUCACCGUACUGCCACCGUCCGAGGUUCAACAGCCACCGCUCUCGCAACAGGAGGAAUGAUCGCCAUCUCCAACACCGGAGGCAUCACAGCUCCUUUCCUAUUCCCCGCCAGCACAUCGCCCAUGUACUCUAUGGGUAACUGGACAGUUUUCGGAUUCCUUGGCGCUGCUGCUUCUAUCACUUGCUACGUGUGGUACGUCUUUGGUGCUCACAGUGGUUACAGAACUGGUGAUGCUACUGAGACUGGUCACUUUGAGGUGUUGGAUGUUGGUGAUAAGGAUCCUAAUGCUGUUAUGGCUCAGGCGAUGGAGAAUGAGAGGGCCAAGGAUAAGUUGAAGGAUGAUGAUAUGGCUUAA